Messenger RNA from Lactuca sativa (garden lettuce), 947 nucleotides. Its product is annotated as Transmembrane proteins 14C. Gene Ontology annotation, biological process: fatty acid transport. Gene Ontology annotation, molecular function: fatty acid transmembrane transporter activity. NCBI's taxonomy places the organism in Eukaryota, Viridiplantae, Streptophyta, Magnoliopsida, Asterales, Asteraceae. The record is from RefSeq and is a predicted model, not a curated record. Gene Ontology annotation, cellular component: chloroplast inner membrane.
UCAAAAUUCAGCGCUGUCCAAACGAGACUGAGGAACAUAAACAUCCAUUAAAAAAAAACGCCUAAAUCUUUCUCUUCAACAAUUCUGUUUCGAGAUUCAGAAAGUAUUUGCGAUAAUCGGUGCAACAUGUCUUCAGUGAUCUCUCAAACAUCAUGUUUCUCUAUGGCUUACAACAGAUUACAUCUCCGUGCUCGAUCACACCCCCACCUUCUCCGUUCCAAGGUGUUAAUGGUGAUGAACAAUGAUGGACAUGCCAUAAAAGCAUAUAGUUCAGAGAGUAGUGGUUCAGCUUUAUAUCAUAGAGCUGCUGCAUCAAAAUCACAUAAUGAUAUUGUAGUGAAAGCCAAUUCAAGUACAGUAGAAGUUGUUAAUGGAGAAGAGAUUAAUGAACCAGAGGAACAUGUAGUCUCUGAACAAAAACGAUCAGCAAAGAUUCAUGAUUUUUGUUUUGGACUUCCAUAUGGUGGGAUUGUAUUUAGUGGGGGGGUUUUGGGGUUUAUUUUUUCAAGAAAUACUGCUUCUUUGAUAAAUGGUGGACUCUAUGGAGGUGCUUUAAUGGCCCUUAGCUUUUUAAGCUUAAAGAUAUGGAGAAAUGGGCAUUCCAGCUUACCAUUUAUUCUUGGGCAAACAGGAAUUGCUGCUAUGCUUCUUUGGAAGAGCAUUCAAACCUAUUCAUUGACAAAGAAGAUUUUACCAACUGGAUUCCAUGUUGUUUUGAGUGGUGCUAUGUUAUGCUUCUAUACUUAUGUGAUGCUGUCGGGAGGAAACCCGCCUCCAAAGAAGGUGCAGUCUAUGGCUGCAUCCCAAUCGUAGUGAAAAUAAUAAAAUAAUAAAAUAUUGUGUUUUUGUUAAAUGUUAAUUGUGGGAUGUUUUCUAGUAAAAACGUGUGAUACAUUUGAUUAAUUUUAUCGGUAUAGAUUAUGAUAAUGAGAAAUAGAGUUUGGAUA